This is a messenger RNA of Athene cunicularia (burrowing owl), 3057 nucleotides long. RefSeq names its product asteroid homolog 1 (gene ASTE1). Bases 1 to 1704 code for a protein of 567 amino acids. The transcript is spliced from 5 exons. Lineage: Eukaryota; Metazoa; Chordata; Aves; Strigiformes; Strigidae. The record is from RefSeq and is a predicted model, not a curated record.
AUGCCCCCCUUCUCCACCUCCCCAGAGAAGGCGGUGCUCCCGGGGACCCUUCUGGCAGGUCUGCUUCGCGGCCUGGUGCCGCUGCUGACCCGCGAGGCCUUCGUGCAGUGCUUCGCCGAGGCCGACCGGGAGAUCGCGGGCCUGGCCAACCGCUGGGGCUGCCCCGUCCUCUCCCUCGACAGCGACUUCUGCGUCUUCGACCUGGUGGCCGGCUACUGCCCCCUCAGCCACUUCCAGUGGCAGAGCGUGUGCGCGGGAGAGGAGCCGCAGGGCUGCUACGUGCCUGCCCGCUGCUUCUCGGCGGAGAGAUUCUGCGGGCAGUUCCGCCCGCUGAGGAAGAGCCUGCUCCCCCUCUUCGCCGCCAUGAACGGGAACGACUACACGGGCCUGGCGGCGCUGGAGGCGUUCUUCAGCGGGGCGCGCUUGGCGGGGAGGGGCGGGAAGCACGCCCGCCUUCAGGGGCUGCUGAGCUGGCUGGCGCGGUUCGAGCAGCCCAAGGAGGCCGUCGCCAGCGUGCUGACAUACCUGAAGAAACACCAGAGGGAAGAAGUCAGGGAGCUUCUGUGUGCUUCGAUGGAGGAUUACACUCCCUCGGAGGUGAAGCUGGAGGACUUUUUUCACAAGGGGAGGUACGAAUGUGAGGCUGCCAGGAAAGCUGACUUACCGCAGUGGGUGCUCGAUGCUUUGGCGAAAGGGAAGCUGGCCCCGUUCAUCAGCGAUGCCCUGAUUCUGCGAAGCACCUUCCUCCACGUUCAGGUGGAGAACAUGCAGAGACCUAGCGCCCACAGCACAGCUUUGCCCAUUCGCCGAGUUAUCUAUGGGCUGCUUCUGAAAGUACCUCAAAACACCGAAGCUGCUUCUCCAAGUAAGCAGACCAGCGAGCUGCCAGUUGUAUGUGAAUUUGGCAGACUCCAGAAGGCGCUUAAAAAAACAUUUGUUCAAGCAGCAAGCCCACCCGCAGAUUUUUGUGAUGGUCAUGUUUCUUUGGACAAGUUAAUGGAGAUGCCCAUGACCUGCCGUCAGAUGCUUUUGCUGGAGACUCUAGGAGUGAAAAUGAGUAUCUUAGAAUCUAUCCCCAGUCACUUACAAUUGCCUGUUGCUGUGACAUGUUACUGGAUACGUUGUUCAGAACCAAAAGUUACAUUGCAUCAAUUAAAGGCUUUACUUUUAAUGGUAGUAUCUGGAGAACUGCACAGAACAACAAAGGAUCCAGAUACCACAGUUUUAUGUGCUGAAGAUGACAGUAUUGCAUAUAAUGAAUUUCUAAAAUGGAAGGAAAAGAAAUUACAAAAUAAAGACUUUGAUUUAGAUGCUGCACAUAGCUUUUGCCAGUGGCAGUGCUGUCUUCAGAUGGGAUUGUAUCUCAACCAGCUACUCUGCACUCCUCUCUCUGAGCCAGACUUAAGUAGGCUUUACAAUGGAACCCUUGUGCACAGACUCUAUCAAGAGCUUAAAUCAACACCUUCAGUGGAAAAUCUGUUUAGUUUAUCUCCAAAAAUUACUCAGCUUUAUCAGGCUUUGUUAAAUACAGUGGAGUCAACUGUAUCUCCAGACUUCUUUCAGAAGAUGACCAAGACCAAAUCCGAGUCCUGCAAAAAGAAGAAAGUAUCUAAUAAGAAAAAAAGAGCCAUCAGGCGUGCUGUACCAGAAACUCGGCAUUUAUGCAAUGUUAAUAGAUUUGCAUCACUUGGAGUGGAUGACUAAAAGCAUUAUUCCUGGAAUAAUUUUUAAUGCUAUGCAGAUGGAAGAAACUAUUAAAAUAUGGGACUGUAGUCAGAUUUGCUCAGCUAUUUUCACACGAGUUUCUGAUUCAAUCUUUACCAAUUAUUCUUGCUUUGGGGCAUUUUUUUAUUUUUUUGUAACACUUAUAAAAGUGCUGUAUAAAAGCUGUAGUGAUUUGUUUUUCUUUAAAAGAUAUCAGUCUAAUUGAAAAUGAGAACAAGUUUGUUCAACAUUUCAGAGCUGGACUACUCUUAAACAUUUAUAGUUGGCUAUCCCUCAUCUCCUCGAAUACUUUUAAUUUCAAAGAAAAUACUAUUUUUAAAUUUGUUUGAGGAAUACAGCGAUUACAGUCUUGCAGAUCAGAUUAAAAUGGAAAUUGACAAGUUUAAAAACAUUGUAGAAUCAGUCUUUACCAGUAUUUGUACUUUCAGGGAGAGCUGAGUAAACUGUGCCUGCAGUAUUAUAGGUACUGAACUAUACUUGGAGAAACUUCAGCUUUUAUCCCCUUCCUCACCACCCCCUUUACUAUGUUUAAGUAAAGAGUUAAAUGCUUACAUGCACACACAAAGCAAUCACAUGGUAGUAAGUUUUCAAAGGUUUGCUAAUUCAGAGUAACUACAAUCUUCUGCCAUUAUCAAACUGUGGUCAGUCAAGUUAAGUUUUCUCUAAUGGCUAUACUAAAGUUACAGACCUGUUUAACCUGCCCCAAUGUAUGCUAAGUUACUUGACAAACCUUUACUGAAAAACUUUUCAUCACUAUCAGUGCUUUGUAUUAGCUAACUUUCCAGCAAAAUGAGUCAGUUUAGAUAAAUGCUUUUCUUGUAAAACUGUUGGUUUUCCAGUAUCUUCCCCAUGUGAAAUGUAAUUACCGAAUGUCUGGUUUUUCAAACUUCAAGAAUAUAUAUACACCUUUUUUUACAUUCAGGAAAAUCAUGAUUCCCACCUUUAAUCAUUACAGUUUUGCCCUUUACUUACCGGGAUUCAAACCAGAUUGGUGCCUCGUGCUCAGUUUGCAGCCCUGGUUACAUCAGCUAUCUGACAGCUAUCCACGUGGAAGUAACACACUAGAUCUUGUGACUUACAGGAAGGAUCUCUGGUGUCAUACAGCUGGGUCUUGACACUGCCAUAAUAUAGUCAGUGAGAAUAGAUUGAUAACACCUAUUACAUUCAUGAGGAAACUGUUUUUGAGAUGCAGUCUGAGAUCGUAAUUGAACAUUUCUUCCAGCACGAAAACUGCUACAUACUAGACUACCAGCAGAUGGCACCUACGCUCAUCCAUACAGCAAAUUACUAGAACUUUACAACCCAUUUCUAAAUAGACUUCUAUUUGCAGCA